Molecule: messenger RNA, 3786 nt
Organism: Pyrgilauda ruficollis (rufous-necked snowfinch)
Lineage: Eukaryota; Metazoa; Chordata; Aves; Passeriformes; Passeridae
Gene: SMTNL2
Product: smoothelin like 2
Exons: 8
Coding region: 143-1504 (453 amino acids)
Biological process (GO): actin cytoskeleton organization; positive regulation of vasoconstriction
Cellular component (GO): microtubule organizing center; I band; M band
Molecular function (GO): protein phosphatase 1 binding; tropomyosin binding
Source: RefSeq, a predicted model, not a curated record
CGGGGGCCGGGCUUAGGGGACGGGCUAGGGGCCGGCGGGAGGCAGGGAAAGGUCUCAAAGAGGAGGAGACGCGGCGGCGAAGGGAGUGGGGGAGACUGUCCGGCGUGUGCCGAUAGCGGCUCCCGACCCUCCUGCGGACACCAUGGCCGGCGAGAUCGAGGAUCUGAACAGUCGGGAGGCGCAGACUGUCUGCGACGGCCUGGAACGCUACGAGGACACGCUGCGGGGCGCCGUCCGGGACAUCCAUGCGGACAUCCAGCUGUUCAAGCAGGGAGUAGGCCGGCAGGUGGAGGAGGUGCUGCGCCUCGCCAGCCCCCUGGCACACGCUGUCUCUGAGCUGCAGCAGGAGAACCGGCGCCUGCGGGUACAGCUGGAGCGCCUGUCUCGGCAGGUGGAGGCCCUGGGCAGAUCGGCGGGGCUGCCGCAGGAGUGGGUGAACGAGGCGGCGGAGAGCCCUCAGGUCGCGGGGCCUGGCUCGCCGGCGCAAGGUUCGGCCGACGGCGCAUUCUCCGGUCAUGCCAAGCUAACGGUCGCUGGCCGCAGCCAAAGUGUAGACCUGGAUGACCACCGGAAGCCUGAGUUUAGAAGAGUUUUUAGUUCUUCCAUCAUUGAAAAUGGGCAUCGAUCUUCAUCAUCAGGUCAGGCAAAAGCCACCCAUGAACUGACCUGUUUUGAGAUGUCAGAAUCUUCGUCCCCUGAAGCCCAUGCCCCUGCAGUCACCUUACAGAUGCCCCACCUUCCCGUUACUGCAGUAACCAGGACAUCUGAGAAGUUUUCAGGAGAGAACAUCUGUCCAGCAGGAACAACUAAUACAUCUUCUUGCCUGCUGGGACAGGGCAAGAGCGCAAAUACAAUGGGAGUAAAAUCUUCCAACCAGCCAGAGAAUGCUACUUCUGUCACCAAGCCUGUCUCAACUGUGAACUACGGGCUGCGUAGUGGAGCCAAAACUGGUGAAAGUGCCAUUGACAGCUCUCAGUCACCUCCUCCUACUGUGCAUCGCCAAGUUGAAAGGAGGCGAGAAUUGGUGCGGUCUCAGACGCUCCCGCGGACUGCAGCAACGCAGGCCAGGAAAGCGCUUCUUGAGAAACUCGAACAUGAUGGUGGGAAAGGAAAAGGAGAAUCCAGAGCUAAGCUGAAGAGAUCACUGAGUUUUGGGGUUGCCAGUGCUAGCAGCAUUAAACAAAUUCUGUUAGACUGGUGUCGCUCAAAAACCAUAGGAUACAAGCACAUUGAUCUCCAGAACUUCUCCUCGAGCUGGAAUGAUGGGAUGGCAUUCUGCGCUCUUGUACAUUCUUUCUUUCCUGAAGCUUUUGAUUAUAAUAAGCUUGACCCAGCUAACCGCAAGCAGAACUUUGAGCUGGCCUUCACAACGGCUGAAAAAAUGGCUCACUGUGACCGUCUGAUAGAAGUGGAAGACAUGAUGGUGAUGGGUCACAAGCCAGAUCCCAUGUGCGUCUUCACCUACGUGCAGUCUCUGUACAGUCAUCUACGAUGUUUUGAAUAAAACCAUCGACACCACUCCAGCCAGAAGGGUCAACUACAGCAUGCUAAUGGGAAGACUGACAUUUUGAGAAUGAAACACAGUAUUAUUUCUUGCUUUGCACUGUCCCUUUGCUUACAUUCAGCUGUGUAGCUGGCUGACUGAAGUAUUGCUGAGCAGUGCCCUGAAGUGUUGAUCACAUCACCAUGUCAGUAAUACAGAAAUAGGUUUGAAAAAAGACAAAAAGACAUAGGCAAAAGCAAAUAUUGUCAUUUUGGUGCUAGUAGUAGAUUGGAUUUUUAGGAUUUUUAUGUUUAAAGAUCACAGGAAGCAAAUGUACUUCUGUCUGUAAGGCUAGGGACAAUUUUAUGCAGUGACUCUGCUAUGAAGGUGUUCCAUCUUAAAAUGCAGGUAAAACUCCAGAAGAUAGCACCUUCAGUUUUACUUGUCUGUUGAACAUAGUAUAAAAGAAAUAGCAGAUGGACAAGGAAAAUUCUGUUUAGCAAAUAAUGACUUAGAAUUCACCCACUAGGGCAAUAAUGCCUCUCCUCCAACCCUACCCCUCUGGCAUACACACACAGAGAUCAAACAGGCAUUUUUGUUCUCUUAAAGCACAAACAGAGCAUAACCUAUUGUCUGAUGAGUGUGGUGACAGAUUACUACGUUACAUAAUGGCAUUUGUCUGUAAUGGUCACAUCUAGUACUAUUUGCUGAGAGGGUUGCUAAUGCCUCUACUGGCAAUCCUGGAUUAAUUUCUUGAUAAAACUAGCAACAGCUGGGACUGUUCUGAGAUUGUGUGCUUGCAUGGUUUUGGAUUGCAGGAAAGGUAGGAGCUAGCAAGGUACAAAAUCCUUUGAACAGCUGUAAUAGAAACAAGCCUGUAAUGUCCUUUUACCUGGACUCAGCGGGAGAGCAGCUCUUCAGCGUGGACAAGAGUGAACUCUUUUCAACUCUUUCAGUACAGAUGCUGAUUCUGAGGCAAACGAACAAUACACAAAAAAUAUAUAUGAAAGAUGUGGGAGUUUUGAAAUAGUUUCAAAAGCCUUGCACUAGUUUAAGUUUUCAGUUGAGUAUUAAAACCACAGUAGAGUUAGAUUAUUCCAGAUUUACUGGACUAAAAAAAGUCUUCUAAAAUUAUUUCUUCCCUAAGAACAGGCUCAUAGAAAGAAACAAACUGAAAGCCACAAAUUGUCUGCUCAUGCUAGAGAAUGUUUUUUAACCUGCCCUUGUGCUUUUUGUAGAUAUUUACAAAGAUUACUUUGGUUCUAUAUUGAUCUGUAGAUAUUUAGAAAGAUUAAUUUGGUUCUGUAUUGAUGACCAUUUAUAAUAAAAUAUGUCAAGCAUUCUUCAGAUUUAUUGCAUCUUUUUAGAAUGAUGUGAAAGAUAGCGAAGUAAAAUCAGUGAAAACAACACAGAGCUUUUACUUACAAGAUUUUUGUUCCAGUCAUGAUUCUGUAUGCUCUGAAUUUCAGUUUAAAAAGUACGUAAGUUCAACUGCAUUUGAAAUAUGAUUUUACUUCAGUCUCCCUUUCUAGUCUAGUUUACUUAAAAACCAUGAAUGAAGCAAACGCUUUGUUAGCAUAUAAAUGCCAUUGCCUUCAGUUUUCUACUUUGUCUUGAAUGAUUAUAAUUCUGAGGAGUAAGUGUGUGCCUAUAGCUCUACCAAAUGCACUGUAAGGAUAAACAUGUUGUACUCAUGUUUUGGAGUUUUGGUUAAGCAUGAGGAGAAAUCUGUCCAAAACAUUCUUACAGUAGAAUACUUUUUAUUGAGUAGCAGAGCCAAGGUCUAUCAUAACUACCACAAGAGGGGCAAUACUGGCUUAAUACAUCGCAUUCCUUCACAGUCCAAGGUCAUAGCUGAUUUUACUGUGUGAUGUGAGUGCUGAAGACGCAGGUAAGUGCUUGGCCAACUUAGGCCUAAUAGCAUAUAAUUAUAUAAAGGAACUUUUAGACUGUAAAAGUAUUGCCAAUUCAACAGGGUGAAUCUAUAUACGUUCUGUAAUUUACCUUGUUUUUGCAGCUAUCCACAAGGUAUUUGUACAGGUUUUCUAAAGUCUUCCCACUUCAGAGAGGUGAUCGUAAAGAUAUCUGGGACUUACCAGACACCUGUUUGCAAGAAAGUUGAAGACUGUAAGCUGAGUUGAUCUACUGAUGGUUUGUGUGUGAGGGUUAGGGAGAUAGCGCUAUGACAUACUUUUAGAAAACUUACAGCUUUGUGCAUUAGGAGGUCUGCUCUUAUAUGAAUAACCUCAACUACUUGAUUGUAUGAUUAUAUUGAAAUUAAAGUAUAUAACGUAUGCCCCCAA